Molecule: messenger RNA, 1285 nt
Organism: Annulohypoxylon truncatum
Lineage: Eukaryota; Fungi; Ascomycota; Sordariomycetes; Xylariales; Hypoxylaceae
Product: glutathione S-transferase
Exons: 1
Coding region: 318-992 (224 amino acids)
Biological process (GO): glutathione metabolic process
Molecular function (GO): glutathione transferase activity
Source: RefSeq, a predicted model, not a curated record
AACUAGAAGUAAGCUUUUGUGGGUACUAGUGGAGCUCAGGGGCUGCUGGCGGUACAGCUACUAAUCAUGGUGGAGUUGUAGUCUUAUGCCAACCAAAGGGAUACCUGAUUUUAUAUUACAUACCUGCUGUCCUAGAUAUCACCUACCCCGCACCGGGAAGCCUGUAAGGCCGUAAGAAUAGGUAAGGAUUCAUAGGUAAGCAUGACCGGUGUGGCAGAUAUAUUCCCGAUGACGAUCGUAGUUUCAUGCUCGCAAUAUAGCUUACAAAAGAAUUAUUAACAACACCCCAGGAAGACUGUACCUUAACGAUACUCCCUAUGGCCGAGCAUUACCAGCUUAUCUAUUAUACGGGGGUUCCGGGGCGCGGUGAGCAUAUCCGGCUGGCCUUCGAGGAAGCCGGUGCUUCGUACGUAGACACUGCAGCUCUCCCUAUCGAGAAAUGCCGGGAGACCGUCACGGCUUAUCUUAACGAUAAUUAUCGAGGCGAGCAAGGCAACCCGCCUUAUUACGCCCCUCCCCUCCUAAAGCACGGACACCUCGUCAUCUCCCAAACAAGCAAUAUCCUCAUGUACCUUGGCCCUAAACUCCGACUUGCCGGAUCCCGAGAGAACGAUAUUUACCGGAUCAAUGCCCAUGCUCUUACUGCAUUAGACGGCUUGAGCAAUGAAGUACACGACUGUCACCAUCCCAUUGGCGUCGAAUUGUACUACGAAGAGCAGAGGGAGGAGAGCUUGAGGCGUAGUAAAGAAUGGAUCAAGAACCGCCUCCCUAAGCAUCUUUCGUACUGGGAGAAGGUAUUGAAGAGCGACGAGUGCGGCCAAGGCCCCUGGCUAAUGGGAAGCACAUUCACCUACGCAGACCUAGUCUUAUUUCAGGCAAGCUCCCCUCUCCUCUCCCCCCUUUCAAGACAAUCCCGUAUCUGGCACCCCUACCUGAUAUCAUUCUCCAUAUUGCAGCAUAUUUGUCGGAGAUUUCUACUACUAGUUAGCUAAUUUUCUGGAAUAGUGUGUCGACGGCGUCCGAUUCGCUUUUCCUAAAGCAAUGAACCAGGCCAGGGAAUCCGGCAAAUACGAUCGAGUCUUCGGGCUAUGGGAGGCAGUCAAGGCCCGACCGAACGUAGCUGCCUAUCUUUCUAGCGACAGGAGACAGAAAUAUGAUUGGGGCAUUUAUCGGUAUUACCCGGAGAAUGAUGUGGUUACCGAAUAGCAUUUGCGGGUACCUAUGUUGUUGGAAUAUACAGAAAAAUGAUAAGUAUCGCGAAAAAAUAAUAUGACUAAAAAAGAAG